AGCCUUGGCCAUAGCUACACCUUGCACACUCAGCCAUGGGCGCGCUCCGGAGCUUCCUCCUCUCCUACCCGGAGAUCCUCCUGGCCGCGCUGUGCUUCCUCUCCUUUGCCGUCUUCCGCCUCGCGUUGCGCACGCGGCGGGGGCUCGCGCCGGUGAGCUGGCCCGUGGUGGGCAUGAUCCCGUUCGUGUUCGGGAACCUCGACCGCCUCCUCGACGCCACCACCGACGCGCUCCGCGAGUCCGGCUGCACGUUCAUGUUCCGCGGGCCGUGGCUCGCGCGCGCGGACCUCCUGGUGACGUGCGACCCUGCCGCCGUCCACCACUGCCUGGCCGCUAACCACGGGAACUACGACAAGGGCCGGGACUUCGCCGAGAUGUUCGACGUCGUCGGCGACGGGAUGCUGGUCGCGGACGCCGCGUCGUGGGCGCGCCAGCGGCUCGUGGCCGCCACCGUCUUCGGCACCCCCGCGUUCCGGUCUUUCGUGCUGUCUACCGUCCAGCGGCAGGCGGAGCGUCUGCUGGUGCCGUUCCUGGACCGCGCCGCCGCGGCCGCACGGGAGGUCGAGCUCGAGGACGUGUUCAUGCGGUUCUCGCUCGACGUGUCCUACGCCUCCGUGUUCGCCGCCGACCUCGACUCGCUGUCCAUAGCCGCAGCAGCGGCGCCGUUCCCACCGUUCGGCCAGGCGACCAGGGUGGCCAGCGAGGCCGUGCUGUUCCGGCACGUCGUGCCGGCGUGGUGGUGGAAGCUGCUGAGGUGGCUCAACAUCGGAAUCGAGAGGAGGCUGGCUGAGGCCAAGGCGGUGCUCGACGAGUUCGUCUAUCGCGAGAUCGCCAAGCGGAAGUCCCAGCCCCUCUCCGUCGCCGGAAGCCAAGGAGAAGGCGGCGACUUCCUGUCCAUGUACAUGGCUUGGCCGAGGGACCCCGGCAUGACCGACCGGCAGAGGGACCAGUUCCUCCGCGACGCCGCCGUUGGGUACAUGUUCGCGGCCAAGGACCUCAUCGCCGCCGCGCUCACCUGGUUCUUCUACAUGCUCUGCACGCACCCGCACGUCGAGGCCAAGAUCCUCAACGAGCUCAAGUCCCUGCACCCCACCGCCACCGUCAGAUCCACCGGUGGCGGCGAGCACGCCGUGUUCGACAGCGACACACUCCGUUCGGCGUCCUACCUCCACGCGGCGGUCCUCGAGACGUUGCGGUUGUUCCCUCCGGCACCGUUCGAGGAGAAGGAGGCGCUCGGCGAUGACGUUCUGCCGGACGGCACGAGAGUGGCCAAGGGCACGCCGGUCAUCUUCUGCAUAUACGCCAUGGGCAGAAUAGAGGGGAUAUGGGGCGGCGGCUGCCACGAGUUCCGGCCGGAGCGGUGGCUGUCCGGCAGCGGCCGAGUCCGACACGAGCCGAGCCACAAGUUCGCCGCGUUCAACUGCGGCCCGAGGAGCUGCCUCGGAAAGAAUCUGGGGCUCAGCAACCUCAAGAUCGCCGCAGCGGCGAUCAUAUACAAUUUCCGGGUGGAGCUCGUCGACGGCCAUGUCGUCGAGCCGCAGAACUCGGUGGUGCUCCACACCAAGAACGGGCUGAGGGUUAGAGUCAUGAGAAGGGAGGCAGCUUGAUGCAUUAUGCUACCAACUUGCUUCUAGCUUGGAGUAGAAAUACAAAGCCAAAUGAGAAAGCUGAAAAUAAAGAAGCGAACUGCAGUUUGUAGAUGGUUGAUUUCAUAUGUAUGUUUUUAUUCAGUUAAGAUUUGUAACCGGGUAUUAGCUAGAACACCAGUUACUUUCAGUUCAUGGGAUGGUGAUAGUGUACAAACAGUUUGGAAUUUAUGAAAUUUACAGAACAGAGAUAUGUGAGCUCCACGAGUGCACAACUGC
Molecule: messenger RNA, 1865 nt
Organism: Phragmites australis (common reed)
Lineage: Eukaryota; Viridiplantae; Streptophyta; Magnoliopsida; Poales; Poaceae
Product: noroxomaritidine synthase-like
Exons: 1
Coding region: 36-1607 (523 amino acids)
Molecular function (GO): iron ion binding; monooxygenase activity; heme binding
Source: RefSeq, a predicted model, not a curated record